Molecule: messenger RNA, 1247 nt
Organism: Telopea speciosissima
Lineage: Eukaryota; Viridiplantae; Streptophyta; Magnoliopsida; Proteales; Proteaceae
Product: 4'-phosphopantetheinyl transferase HetI-like
Exons: 8
Coding region: 166-1137 (323 amino acids)
Cellular component (GO): cytosol
Molecular function (GO): magnesium ion binding; holo-[acyl-carrier-protein] synthase activity
Source: RefSeq, a predicted model, not a curated record
UGAGCUUCCCACCUAACCUACCAAAUGGAAAGAAGAAAAGUGAGAAGGUUCCCAACAGAGUUGUUUUUGUUUUGCUAAAUAUGCCUCUUCUGGUUUGUAAUUAUAGUCUGGUUACAUUCAUGGCAGAGAAUGCUCUAGAGGACAGCCAAAGCAUCCUGAAUCUACAUGAUAUGCUCUAUGUUCUGUAGAGUGAGUUCCUCGAUGCAGAUAAAUUGUUUCACAAGGAAGUUCGUUGGCUCUUCAUCCCCAUUAGUCUCCAUAGCACUUCCUUCUCGAAGGGAAACACAUUUCUGGUAUAUCCUACCUGAUGAAGUACAGAACAAAUCCCUCUUAAAUCAAUAUUUAGAGUUGCUAUCUCACAGUGAAAAAGAAAACGUCUUCCGCAUGCAUGGUGAGGAGCUUCAAAAAAGAGCGAUACUUGCUCGUGCCUUGGUGCGCACUACCCUUGCAAGAUAUACAAAUUCUUGGGUUUGUCCAAGAUCGUUGAAAUUUGGAAAGAACAAUUAUGGGAAACCUGAGGUGAAGUGGCAAGAUGAUGAAGAGUGGGAUCCACCAUCCUUGCAUUUCAACAUUUCACAUACAUCUUCUUUAAUCGCCUGUGGUGUGACUGUGGAUACUCCAAUUGGCAUUGAUGUGGAAGAUACGCAGCGAAAGUUGAGAAACAAUGUGUUAUCUUUUGCACAGCGUUACUUUUCUCCCUAUGAGGUUGAACUUUUGCAUGCUAUUUCGGAUCCUGAUACUCAACGGCAAGAGUUUAUUAAGUUAUGGACCCUUAAGGAGGCAUAUGUAAAAGCACUAGGUAGAGGCUUCUCAUCUGCACCUUUCAACACUUUUACAAUCAGGUUCAGACCUUCGAGUAGUUCUGGUUUGCAUGUUGAUGGGGAUUCCAAUUCUGAGGCUUCUGAAAUUGUAGUAGAAGCAUUUGAAGAUCCCGAGAACCUCACAAGCAAUUGGCAAUUCACACUCUUCGAGCUGGCUGGUACUCAUUAUGCUGCAAUUUGCAAGGAAAAAGACAAUAUUCUCAAUGAUGACGUAUCUGGCUGGAUGAGGUUGAAAGUGUGGAGAACUAUUCCAUUUGUAGAAGAUGAAUGUGUCUGUGGAACUGAAGCAGUUAAAAUAAUUUGUGGGAUGACUUAGUGGUUCUUUUGCACCAUUUGUUUUGCUCCCAUGCUGUUUGAAUUGACCAGGUUAGAUCCCAAUUUUAUGUGUCGUUAACAUUGGAAAUGAUUCAAUAGAUAAGACCAAUG